Panicum hallii is the source of this 1358-nucleotide messenger RNA. RefSeq names its product target of rapamycin complex subunit wat1-like. Gene Ontology annotation, cellular component: TORC2 complex; TORC1 complex. The transcript has 11 exons. Gene Ontology annotation, biological process: regulation of actin cytoskeleton organization; TOR signaling. The coding region runs from base 173 to 1123 and encodes 316 amino acids. Gene Ontology annotation, molecular function: protein binding. The record is from RefSeq and is a predicted model, not a curated record. NCBI's taxonomy places the organism in Eukaryota, Viridiplantae, Streptophyta, Magnoliopsida, Poales, Poaceae.
GGACAUGCGAAUCUAAGCUCCGGUCCCCCGAAGCCCAUCGAGACCCGUGCGACCCGGCGUCUCCGCCGCCGCCGGGCGCUUCCCCGCCGCCGUCGCCGGGCGCACACCCGUGGCCGUAGGGCGCGUCCCGGUUGCUGGCGUCUCCACGGUCCAGAAGGAUAUAUGCUGCAAAAUGGCUCAACCUUCUGUCAUUCUUGCAACUGCAAGCUAUGAUCACACAAUCAGAUUUUGGGAAGCCAAGAGUGGUCGCUGUUAUCGUACAAUUCAAUACCCUGACUCCCAAGUUAAUCGUCUUGAGAUAACCCCAGACAAGAGAUUCUUAGCUGCUGCUGGCAAUCCUCAUAUCCGCCUUUUUGACGUCAACUCAAAUAGCCCUCAACCGGUAAUCAGCUAUGAUUCACAUACUAGUAAUGUGAUGGCUGUGGGAUUCCAUUGUGAUGGUAACUGGAUGUACUCUGGCUCUGAGGAUGGUACUGUGAGAAUCUGGGAUUUACGAACUGGCACCUGUCAGCGAGAAUAUGAGAGCCGUGCAGCCGUCAACACUGUAGUCCUACACCCAAAUCAGAAAGAACUGAUAUCUGGUGAUCAGAAUGGAAACAUACGUGUGUGGGAUUUAGCGGCUAACUCUUGCAGCUGUGAACUGGUACCAGAGGUUGAUACUGCUGUAAGAUCUCUGACAGUUAUGUGGGAUGGGAGUAUGGUGGUUGCUGCAAAUAACCGUGGGACAUGUUACGUUUGGCACCUGCUUAAGGGUACUCAGACAAUUACCUGUUUUGAACCUCUACACAAACUGCAAGCCCAUGAUGGCUACAUUCUCAAAUGCCUGCUUUCACCAGAAUUUUGCGACCCUAACAGGUAUCUUGCCACAGCAUCAUCUGACAACACUGUAAAGAUUUGGAAUGUUGAUGGCUUCAAGUUGGAAAGAACUCUAGUCGGCCAUCAACGCUGGGUUUGGGACUGCGUGUUCUCCGUCGACGGCGCUUAUCUGAUAACUGCUUCUUCUGACACCACAGCGAGGCUGUGGACGAUGUCGACCGGAGAGGCCAUCCGGGUGUACCAGGGCCACCACAAGGCCACCGUGUGCUGCGCUCUCCACGACGGAGCCGAAUCGGCCCCCUCAUAAGCAUGCCGUGUGACUCUGCAUUCUGUACAUACCUUCGAUUUCAGAACUGUUUCAGCACUCGUGUAACUUGAGGACUACUGGUGGUUGAUGUUCGGUUGCUGAAACGCUGGGUUGUCGCUGUAGCUGUGCUAAUGUGCUAUGCAGCAAGCCUUUGGGCACCUGUACAAAUAAUUCGCAUGCUGUUGAUGGAUGUUUCUGCAAAUCUUUUGCUCCCAUAUGAACUGCAGGAAACUAA